AUGUUCUCCAGAGCAGCGCCCUGUCGCCGCAGCGCCCUGUCGCCGCAGCGCCCUGUCGCCGCAGCGCCCUGUCGCCGCAGCGCCCUGUCGCCGCAGCGCCCUGUCCUGUCGCCGCAGCGCCCUGUCGCCGCAGCGCCCUGUCGCCGCAGCGCCCUGUCGCCGCAGCGCCCUGUCGCCGCAGGGAACAGCAUUUUUACAAUCCACAGAAAAACAAUAAAAGACAGUUCUGAAGCAGUUCGUUUCCUUCCUCUCGUGGCGUACAUUCAAGCGUCCGACCGUUCAGAGGCCGCCGCCGCCUUCUGCCACAGGACGAGGAUCCUUCUCCGCGUCGGGAAUGAGCACUUUCACUUUCACUUUGAAUAUUUGGGAUGA
Messenger RNA from Knipowitschia caucasica, 372 nucleotides. The record is from the annotation of a GenBank genome assembly. NCBI's taxonomy places the organism in Eukaryota, Metazoa, Chordata, Actinopteri, Gobiiformes, Gobiidae.